Ziziphus jujuba (common jujube) is the source of this 1225-nucleotide messenger RNA. Its product is annotated as protein DEHYDRATION-INDUCED 19 homolog 5. The record is from RefSeq and is a predicted model, not a curated record. NCBI's taxonomy places the organism in Eukaryota, Viridiplantae, Streptophyta, Magnoliopsida, Rosales, Rhamnaceae. Bases 378 to 917 code for a protein of 179 amino acids. The transcript is spliced from 5 exons.
CAUGGAGUAAGCUUUUGUGUGUCAGAGAAAAGCUUUCUCAGUGUAAGAGAGAGCAAUAUAUGUGAAGAAGUAAGCAAUAGAGCUCCCCAUGUUCUUCAACCCAUAAACAAAACUGAUUGAUUCUCUUUCUCACAGACUUUAUCAUCUUAAACCCAGUUUCCCAAACUCCAGGAUUCUUUCAAUUCUCGCCCCGGAAAAAAAAAAAGUUGACGUCAGGUCGCCGGUAAGCUGACGCCAUGGAUGUUGACUUCUGGCCUUCAAAGGUUCACACCGCCAGACACCUUUCUGCUGUCUAUGCUGCUCGGCUUCACUCUGGUAUAUAACCUCUCUCUCUCUCUCUCUCUCUCUCUCUCUCUCUCCCCUACUACUUCGUUUUCAUGAAAACAGAUCAUAAUUUAGCCAUGGAUGAUUCUGAAGGAGAUGAUGAUGCAAAGACAUGUUUUCCAUGCCCUUUCUGCUAUGUAGAUAUUGAAGUUACCACUCUCUGUAUCCACUUGCAGGAAGAACACUGCUUUGACUUAAAAAAUGCGGUUUGCCCUCUUUGUGCAGCAAAUCUGGGGAAAGAUGCAAUUGGACAUUUUAUGGUGCAACAUGCAAGCUCCUUAAAGCAUAGAAGAAAAUCUCAGAAAUCUGGCUUUUGGACUAGUAGUUCAGCAGCCCUUGGCAAGGAACUGUCUAGAAAUGGAAGGGCAAAUGCAUAUGACUCUGCACCUGAUCCACUGCUAUCACCAUUUAUAUGCAGUGUAUCUCUUCAAGAUCCUUAUAGUCUUCAGAAAAAUGAACUUUCUGGUAGUGAUGUUGCUGUCACUGCUGAUGUGAAAAGCAGUGAGUCCUCUUCACAUUGUGAUGAGGAUAUUGAAGAAAUAAAGCGGAAAGCAGAAUUUGUGCAACAGUUGAUUGGGUCCAUCAUUUUCUAGGAUUUCUGAGUAUUUUGGAGUUUAAAACUUUUGGAAAAUGCAGGAGGCUACUGCUUCAGUAAUACAGUUAUCAGCGUGCAACAAAUGAUGCUACAUCAUCAGUAGGCAUUUCAUUUUAAUACUGGUGCAUGUUUUUAGAAAGGCAUAUAGAUUCUAUAUUAGGUAUUUUAGAAAGAGUUGUCCUUGAAUGGCUGAUGAUUUAAGUCUCAUCAAGGGCAAGGGCAACAUGUAUUUACUGAAAUAGAUCUAUCCAAUCUAUAUAUAUAUAUAUAUAUAUAUGUAGCCUAUUUUAAGGCUACUUUCUAUAA